CCCGCCCCAUAGAAAGAGACUUGCAAACGUCAUGGCUUUCUCCGUCGUGUUAUUUUUCAACCAAAAGUGAGUCGAUUACAGGACCCCGUUGAGGAAUUCCACAAUGUCCUGUGGGCGUAAGCCGUGCAAAAGGACGAUAUCGCAGGAGUUCAUUUAUCAAGAGCGGUGCAAGAACGUGGCGCACGAGAAUGGGAAACGCAUAGGUUUGCAGGGAGACCCGGACCUGCAGUUUUUGCUGAAAGGUGGAGACCUAAUAAAGGUGAAGUCUAACACAUGGAGGAAGACCCGCUUCUUUCAGCUGUCCGAAGAUUGCAAGACCGUGUGGCUACAGACCAAGAAGAAAUUCAAGAAAGACUCCAGCUUCAGCCUCGGGGACAUUCAUUCUGUGCGGUAUGGGCGUCAGACUGAAGGGAUGCAGAAGUACACUGAGUCUUCAGUGGAGGACCGUUGCUUCUCCAUCGUCUUCAAGGGUCGACGGAGCAACCUAGACUUGAUAGCCUCAUCUAAAGAGGAGGCCAAGCAUUGGGUCAGCGGUCUGGAGAAGGUCAUCAACAGCAUGGGCAACCUCAACCGCCUACAGAACAGCGAACACUGGAUCUAUGACUGCAUGCGCAAGGCAGACAAGAACGCAGACAACAAAAUGAACUUGAAGGAGUUGAAGCAUUUCCUACGUCAGAUCAACAUUGUGGUGGACGACGAUUACGCUGAGGCGCUCUUCAAGAAAUGUGACACAUCACAUUCAGGCACUCUGGAGGGAUCCGAAAUUAAGAACUUCUACAAUUUGCUGACUCACCGUCAGGAAGUUGAUGUGAUAUUUGGAAAGUAUGCUCAUACUAACGGACAGAUGAGCUCCAACGACCUUUUGAACUUCCUUCAUACUGAGCAGAGGGAGCCGGUUUCUUUGGAUUAUGCACAUAAGCUUAUCGAUAAAUUUGAGGUGGAUGAAAUAGCAAAACUGAACAAACACAUGAGCAUAGAUGGUUUCCUGAUGUACCUGAACCAUGAGGAAAGCUCCAUCUUUAACCCCGCCCACAAACCAGUGUACCAAGACAUGCGCCAACCGCUCAAUCAUUACUUCAUUUCCUCUUCCCAUAACACCUAUCUGAUGGAGGACCAGCUGAAGGGGCCUAGCAGCACAGAAGCCUAUAUCAAAGCACUGACGAAGGGAUGCCGCUGUGUGGAGCUGGAUUGUUGGGACGGUGAAAACGGUGAGCCGGUCAUUUAUCACGGCCACACGCUCACAUCCAAAGUGCUCUUCAAAGACGUCAUCAAGGCCAUCAAAGAAUAUGCUUUCAAAACCUCACAAUAUCCAGUGAUCCUGUCUUUGGAGAACCACUGCACCAUACCACAGCAGAAAAUCAUGGCCCAGCACUUAUCCUCCAUCCUGGGCAGCGCUCUGCUCACUCAACCACUGGGGGAUAGCAUGCCCACUGCUUUUCCAGGACCUGAGGAGCUGAAGGGACGUAUUCUGGUCAAGGGCAAGCGUUUGAACAAACUGGAUGCAGCUUUCAACAACAACACCUCAGAGGAUGUGGACAGUGUGUCGGAGGAAGACGAGGCUGCUGAACUGAAAGAGGGUGAACCCAAACCCAAAGGCAAGACUUCCAAUAAGAUCAAGCUGGCUAAGGAGCUGUCAGAUCUGGUAAUCUACUGCAAGAGUGUCCAUUUCAGCAACUUUGAGCACUCAAGAGAUACUCAGGCCUUCUAUGAAAUGGCCUCUUUCAAGGAGAGCAAAGCAAUGAAUCUGGCGGAAAGCUCAGCUAUGGGAUUUAUUCAUCACAACAUGGAUAAGCUGAGCAGAAUCUACCCAGCCGGCAGCAGAACCAAUUCAUCCAACUACAAUCCGGUGCCCUUGUGGAACGCCGGCUGCCAAAUAGUGGCUCUAAACUUCCAGACUCCCUGUAAAGAGAUGGAUCUGAACCAGGCCCUCUUUUAUCCUAAUGGCAAUUGUGGCUACAAACUGAAGCCAGAGUUUCUGAGGGACCCGGACUCUCAGUUUGACCCCGUGAAACUCACCGUAGGCCCCUGGCUGAAGAAGAAGACCCUGCAUAUCAUGAUCAUCUCAGCCCAGCAGCUGCCUAAGAUCAAUAAGGACAAGCAGAGGUCCAUUGUGGACCCUCACGUCAAAGUGGAGAUCUACGGUGUGCCAGAUGACAAUGCCAGCAAACAGACGCAUCACAUUGAAAACAAUGGUUUCAAUCCUAUGUGGAAUACAAAAUUCCAGUUCACUGUUCAUGUGCCUGAACUGGCUUUAGUGCGGUUUGUGGUGGAGGACCAUGAUGUUGCUAAACAGAAUGAUUUGAUCGGCCUGUACACUGUCGCUUUCACCAGCAUGCAGAAUGGAUAUCGGCAUGUGCCUCUGCUCACAAAGAGAGGAAUCCUCAUUCCUUCAGCGGGACUGUUUGUACACAUCAUGGUUCUUGAUGCUUAAGAGACUGCAACAUUCCUCUCAGUCAUCUCAAUGCCAAGUGUGCAGAUCACUGAAAAGGACAAUCAACUAAAAUCCUAUGCGAACACUUUCUAGGAUAACAUUUGGACUUCCUUUUCCGAUGUGUCUUGCGGUUUACCGAUCAGCCCUCCUCACUUAUAUGAGUACCAAGAUGUCCGUCUAAGUGCUUCGUGGAAUUAGGUGUGUUUCAAUUUAGAAGGUGGGGUAAAAAGCCUUUGUUAGGCCUUUGUUGAACCUGCAGCCAAAAAAAAAAAAAA
Molecule: messenger RNA, 2706 nt
Organism: Pimephales promelas (fathead minnow)
Lineage: Eukaryota; Metazoa; Chordata; Actinopteri; Cypriniformes; Leuciscidae
Gene: plcd1a
Product: phospholipase C, delta 1a
Biological process (GO): intracellular signal transduction; lipid metabolic process
Cellular component (GO): plasma membrane
Molecular function (GO): phosphatidylinositol-4,5-bisphosphate phospholipase C activity; calcium ion binding
Source: RefSeq, a predicted model, not a curated record